Molecule: messenger RNA, 631 nt
Organism: Plectropomus leopardus (leopard coralgrouper)
Lineage: Eukaryota; Metazoa; Chordata; Actinopteri; Perciformes; Serranidae
Source: RefSeq, a predicted model, not a curated record
AUGUCCUCUGUGGACGUCCAUGUAAUAUUUAGUGUGUGUUGGCCACUGGUUCACCAGGUGCUGUGGCUGCCGUCAGAUCUACGAGCGCUAGUCCAGGAAAUCGAUCCUGACCUCCAGCAGACGUCAGGCAGUCGGCUCCCUCUAGAGGAGCUCCAGAGCAGCCACAUUGUCAAACUCAACCUGCACUACAGCUCCAUGUCCACAGAGCUGACCAGUGAGUUUGCUGCAGUGAACAUCACCACCAACCUGUACGUGAUCAGCCAGCCGUGGCUCUACUCUCUGGCCUGGUGUGCUGGAGUCCAGUCGGUCACCACCAACGCUCCCCAGCUCCUCAGGACCAUGACCUCCCCUCUCUUCCUCAUGAGUCCAGACAGGUACAACCUGAUGUGGAUCCUCACUGAUGUGGUGUCCUUUGUGCUGAUCGGCAUCAUCUUCAUCUUCCACUGGUGGCGAGAGCGAGGACUGUCUUUCUGCUCCAGCAGCAAAACCAUGUUGGACAAUGGCACUUACAGCAAGUUCAAAACCGAGAUGAGUGAUAUUUGGUCAGUCUCUAGCACCAACUCCCAAGCAGAGAAGACACCCAGCCUGGCAACUGUAACUGAACACUAACAUCUGCCUCUGAGAGGUGCUG